Saccoglossus kowalevskii is the source of this 1777-nucleotide messenger RNA. Its product is annotated as ankyrin repeat, PH and SEC7 domain containing protein secG-like. NCBI's taxonomy places the organism in Eukaryota, Metazoa, Hemichordata, Enteropneusta, Harrimaniidae. The record is from RefSeq and is a predicted model, not a curated record.
AUGGCUAUAUAUCAUGUUAUACUGAAUGGAGAAAGGGCUAUAUAUCAUGUUGUACUGAACGGGAAAAGGGCUAUAUAUCAUGUUGUACUGAAUAGGGAAAGGGCUAUAUAUCAUGUUGUACUGAAUGGAGAAAUUGUUAUAUAUCAUGUUGUACUGAAUGGGGAAAGGGCUAUAUAUCAUGUUGUACUGAAUGCAGAAAGGGCUAUAUAUCAUGUUGUACUGAAUAGGGAAAGGGCUAUAUAUCAUGUUAUACUGAAUGCAGAAAUGGCUAUAUAUCAUGUUGUACUGAAUGGAGAAAGGGCUAUAUAUCAUGUUGUACUGAAUGGGGAAAGGGCUAUAUAUCAUGUUAUACUGAAUGCAGAAAUGGCUAUAUAUCAUGUUGUACUGAACGGGAAAAGGGCUAUAUAUCAUGUUGUACUGAAUAGGGAAAGGGCUAUAUAUCAUGUUGUACUGAAAGCAGUAAUGGCUAUAUAUCAUGUUGUACUGAAUGGAGAAAGGGUUAUAUAUCAUCUUGUACUGAACGGGAAAAGGGCUAUAUAUCAUGUUAUACUGAAUGGAGAAAGAGCUAUAUAUCAUGUUGUACUGAAUGGGGAAAGGGCUAUAUAUCAUGUUGAACUGAAUGCAGAAAUUGCUAUAUAUCAUGUUGUACUGAAUGGGGAAAGGGCUAUAUAUCAUGUUAUACUGAAUGGAGAAAGAGCUAUAUAUCAUGUUGUACUGAAUGGGGAAAGGGCUAUAUAUCAUGUUGAACUGAAUGCAGAAAUUGCUAUAUAUCAUGUUGUACUGAAUGGGGAAAGGGCUAUAUAUCAUGUUAUACUGAAUGGAGAAAGAGCUAUAUAUCAUGUUGUACUGAAUGGUGAAAUGGAUAUAUAUCAUGUUGUACUGAAUGGGGAAAUAGCUAUAUAUCAUGUUGUACUGAAUGGGGAAAGGGCUAUAUAUCAUGUUGUACUGAAUGGUGAAAUGGAUAUAUAUCAUGUUGUACUGAAUGGGGAAAGGGCUAUAUAUCAUGUUAUACUGAAUGGGGAAAGGGCUAUAUAUCAUGUUAUACUGAAUGGAGAAAGAGCUAUAUAUCAUGUUGUACUGAAUGGUGAAAUGGAUAUAUAUCAUGUUGUACUGAAUGGGGAAAGGGCUAUAUAUCAUGUUGUACUGAAUGGGGAAAGGGCUAUAUAUCAUGUUAUACUGAAUGGAGAAAGAGCUAUAUAUCAUGUUGUACUGAAUGGUGAAAUGGAUAUAUAUCAUGUUAUACUGAAUGGUGAAAUGGAUAUAUAUCAUGUUGUACUGAAUGGUGAAAUGGAUAUAUAUCAUGUUAUACUGAAUGGUGAAAUGGAUAUAUAUCAUGUUGUACUGAAUGGGGAAAGGGCUAUAUAUCAUGUUGUACUGAAUGGGGAAAGGGCUAUAUAUCAUGUUAUACUGAAUGGAGAAAGAGCUAUAUAUCAUGUUGUACUGAAUGGUGAAAUGGAUAUAUAUCAUGUUAUACUGAAUGGUGAAAUGGAUAUAUAUCAUGUUGUACUGAAUGGUGAAAUGGAUAUAUAUCAUGUUAUACUGAAUGGUGAAAUGGAUAUAUAUCAUGUUAUACUGAAUGGUGAAAUGGAUAUAUAUCAUGUUAUACUGAAUGGUGAAAUGGAUAUAUAUCAUGUUGUACUGAAUGGUGAAAUGGAUAUAUAUCAUGUUAUACUGAAUGGUGAAAUGGAUAUAUAUCAUGUUGUACUGAAUGGUGAAAUGGAUAUAUAUCAUGUUGUACUGAAUGGUGAAAUGGAUAUAUAUCAUGUUGUACUGAAUG